CAGCGCUCAGAGCGGCUGUCAGGGAUGCAGAUCAGCUGUGUGAGCUCUCUGGGACUGACAGCAUAUUUAACCAUGAGGAGACCAGCGGGCGUUGAGCAGAAAUGCGCGCUGUGCUGACGGUGUGCUCAUCCCGCCAUGAGCCGCCGACCUCCGGGCGGGACAUGAGGGUCUGGGUCCUGGCUGUGACAGCGCUGCUGGCCGCCAACACCGCCCGGGGAUCACCGCUGCUCCUGGCUCCAGAGGAUUUUCUGGAGAAGUAUGGGUAUCUCCAUCAUGAGCACCAGAUUCACAAUGCAGUUGAAGUGCAAUCAGCUGUCAGAGAGUACCAGUGGCUCUCCCGUCUCCCCAUCACAGGGCAACUUGACAGCGCCACCUUGAGGCAGAUGGCAGAGCCCCGCUGUGGGGUGUCAGACGAGGGCAGCCAACAGGUCUGGGCCCAGAGGGUGAAUGUCAUCUUUACUGGGAAAAGACAACUGCAGCACCGCAGGAGGCGCUCUGCAGACCAAGCUGAGAAGUGGUACAAACGACAGCUGACCUACCAGAUAGUGAACUGGCCGCGCCACCUGUCUCUGGGCUCCGUCCGGCUGGCAGUGCGAACUGCUUUCCAGCUUUGGAGUAACGUGUCUGACCUGGUGUUCCGGGAGGCCCCCGAGGGCCCCGCAGACAUUCGGCUGGCUUUUUAUGAGGGGGAUCACAACGACGGGGCCAGUAAUGCCUUUGAUGGACCAGGUGGGACGUUGGCUCACGCCUUCCUGCCUCGCAGAGGAGAAGCCCACUUCGACAUGGCGGAGAGAUGGACGCUGAAUGGACACAAGGGCCACAACUUGUUCAUGGUGACCGCCCAUGAGAUCGGACACACUCUGGGCCUGGAGCACUCCCCCGUGCGGCAUGCUCUGAUGUCUCCGUACUACAGGAAGGUGGGCCGCCGCCUGGUCCUGAGCUGGGACGACAUCCUUGCGGUGCAGCAGCUGUACGGGAAACCGUUGGAUAAUCUCCCUGUGAGGUUGCCUGGACGGGUAUUACACGCCGCGCUGCAGGAGUGGGAGUUCACCGAGCUCCAGAACCAGAACCCAGGACUGCCUCUGUACUGCCAGGGGGUCUUUGAUGCCAUCACUGUGGAUGAGAAACAGACAGUACUGGUGUUCAGGGGCAGCCGGUUCUGGACGGUAUCGGCCGAAGGCAGCGUGAGCGACCCGCUCCUCAUCCGCCAGCGCUGGCCUGGCCUCCCUCGGGCGAUAGAAGCUGCUGCCUUUUCCCCUCUGGACUCCAAGUGGUAUUUUUUCAAAGGGAAGCGGAUGUGGCGUUACACGGGGACUGUGCUGGACCCGGGGUUCCCCAUGCAGAACAAGGUUCUGGGUCUGCCUCGCCGCCUGGACUGUGCUUUUUACUACACCCCUCUGGGUCACAUAGUGCUCUUCAAGGGCUCCCGCUACUUCGUGCUCAACCUUAAAACUCUUCGCCAGGAGCCCUAUUAUCCCCGCCGGCUGACAGACUGGACCGGCCUGCCGCAGGGCACCAACGGGGCGCUGACCCGUCCAGACGGCCGACUUUACCUGUUCAAAAAUCAACGGUUCUGGAGGUUCGACCCUGUGAAGGUGCGGGUCACCAGAGAGGGCCAGUGGGUCAAGGAUUUAAGCUGGACUGGCUGCAGCAAUAUACCUCGGAGUAAUAACAUUCUUUGACCAAGAGGGGGAGCUGCAAAAUUAAAAGUGCAAUUUAUUCACAGAGGAAGGGUCCUGCAAUUUUUUGAACAAAAACUCUUAUGUUGCAACUGGAUCCUGACGGUGACAGCGCUCCAUUAGCAUACACAGUAUUUAUACUACUGAACGCUACUAAUAUGAGGUAUGUGCAAUUAUUGUCUAACUAAUGCAGAUUUGAUUUGAUCUGCCAAAUUCAAAUAGAUAGUGCAACAGUCUAUUUGGUUUAUAUUUUUAAGAGAAAUUAUAUAUUUUAGUCAUAGCCUCUUCAGUCACCAGUACCUGUGGCAGGCUAUGUGUGUGAACUUUGACCUGUGACUGUUCUCUAUGUUCCAUAAAUAACAGAAAGCCUAAAGCUUUCUACACUGUGGGAACAAAUAGACAAAUAUUUUAACCUGAUUGUCUUUUUUAAACCAACAGACAUAUAAGAGUAGACACUUGGUGGAUUUAAUUCUUUUCAUGUGAUAGGCCUGUGUGCAAUAAGAGAGGGCAUAGUGAAGUGGUUAUGUUUUAUUUAUACAUAUGUGAUAUGUGGCAGGCAUGAAUAUUAUAGAAUUAUUAUAAUGGAAUAAUUCCAUUAUUAUUAUAACCCGAGUUAAUGAGUUAAGAUACAUUAAGAAGAUCAAAUGUUUUGUUGUAGUACAUUCUGCUUUAAAUAAUCAGUUUGUAAAUUAACCAAACCUGACAACCUGAUCACAAAGCUACCGAUCAUCUCUGACAAGCUGCUGUAUUACAGGGCAGUAAGCUGGGGUGGUGCUUUCAAUAAACGGCUCUGUCCAACAUUGUGUUAAAAGAUACAUGUUCUUUAAACAACAGAGCUCUCAGAUAUGUAAAUAUACCUGAUGACAUUCUCUAGAUGAACUAUUAAAACUCUGUGAGCUUAAAACAAAA
Molecule: messenger RNA, 2588 nt
Organism: Xiphophorus couchianus (Monterrey platyfish)
Lineage: Eukaryota; Metazoa; Chordata; Actinopteri; Cyprinodontiformes; Poeciliidae
Gene: mmp28
Product: matrix metallopeptidase 28
Exons: 8
Coding region: 102-1682 (526 amino acids)
Biological process (GO): extracellular matrix organization; proteolysis; collagen catabolic process
Cellular component (GO): extracellular matrix
Molecular function (GO): metalloendopeptidase activity; zinc ion binding
Source: RefSeq, a predicted model, not a curated record